GCGAAUCAUGUGCAUCGUCGGAGAUGAAUAGAAGAUGAAAGUCCGUAUUUUCUUUUCGAUAUCGCAGAAUAUAGAAAUUGAAAAAAUCCACGAAUAAAACAUGGAAACUCAUGUGGACCGCGAGAGGGACAGGCUGGCCCAGAUGCGAGAGAGGACACAGGCGCUUAUUGCAUUGCAGCAGCGCUCGCAGGAAUUGCAAACGGAAUUCGCCUCCGUGCGGGAGGCACUGAACGCGCACGCGAAAGGAACGGCGAUUCUACCACGGGAGGAACUCGCGAAGAUGUCGGACAAGAUAAACAACGGCACCAAGGAGCUCGAAGAGAUUAAUUCCCAGCUCGAGCAACUAGCCGCCGACGAGGGAAUCUACGACUUGUCCUCCGAUGUCGCUUCUGAAUCGGAGGAAGAUCUGCCGAGCGAACAGGCGAGGUUGAUGGAGACGCUGCACCGAACGCCCCAAGAUGUCCACACCGUCGUACUCAACCAGGACGAUGAUGAAGGUGAAUAUCUGUUUGAUCUGUGGCACGGUGCCGCGGACGAACUUCAGACCCUCUACGACAGCCUCGACCGCGCACGCUCCGCAUACUCUAGUAAAACCAAACCGACCAAAACCCAAAGAACCCAGCACACGAAAGAAGUCGUCGCAGCUUUGCAAAAGGUGGUGAAAGACAAGGGGAUUCCUUCUUGGCAAAUAGGUUUUGACUCUGUGAAGUGGAGGACCUGCGUGAAUGUCCGGGCAUACAUGGCCGUGAUGUGCAACGAUGCGGGAAAAGUUUGCAGCCUGUGGCGAUUUGUCGUCGAAAAUCAGCUGACGGAACUGCAAGUCGCACUCAAGGAAAAUUUUCCUGGUAUUGACGAUGGCAUCCCCGCAUGGGCGCAGUGCCUUGCGGCCGGAAACGACGCAGCGUUGCCACGCUUCCUCGAACUUGGCGCUGACCUCCGGGCAGAGGAUACACCAAACAACUGCCUCUUGGCCCCCCUACCCCACCUCGCGCAGCAAGCGAAAUCGCGUCGGUUGCCUUGCGCCGCUGUGCGGCAGGUAUUUCUCUGCCCUCUCCUCUUCUCCAUCCCGGUGCCGCACGUCAAGGAAAGGGAGCGCGAGAGAUUUCAGAAGGGUCUGCUCCGAGCCCUGGAAUUCCUCAAGAGCGAGCACGGCAUAGACAUGCCAAAGUACAAAGUCACCCUGGACGGCGGCUUGCUCGAUUUGACGCCUCCUAAACAGACCCAGAUCAGCUGGCUCUUCGCCGACCCGGUCUCCGACUUCUUCUGCGAAAUUUGCGACCUUGCUCCGCCGGCGGUGACGUGCAGUGUGCUGGACAACCUGGAGAAGAUCGUGGACCUUUACCGGUUGGACAUCAACGAGGAAGGUGUCCAGGACGAUUUUUCGCUGGGCGAGCUGCUGCAGCACUCGCCGGCACAUUUGAUCCGCUGCCUGAAAAUGGGCGUGAACGUGGCCCGUCGGUUUGGAGACGACUCCCUGAAAACUCUGGCAACCAACGACGAGAGCGUGGCCACCACGCAAGUUAAGGACCGCGUCGGCCUGCUGGUGCAGGAAGCGCAGGCCUUCCUACUCCGAAGCGACAAGGAUAAGGAAGAUAUUGAAGUUGUCCCUCUGCUACUGCCGCCAGGCGGAGCGAAGGCAACGAGCAAGAGUAGUGCAGUUGGUAUUACGACUGCGAUGAAAAACAUCAAAAUGAAGACGAAUACCGGAAAGGAGCUUGCUCCAGCGCAGCUUCAUGAUGUCAGUUACGAGGGUCCACCAACCAAAAAUCGCAAAGUCGAGGUUGGUAAUAAAAGCAAAAGCACCACUGCCGUACAACCUACAUCCUCAUCUACUAGUAGUCGAACAGCUGCAAAUGCCAAGCCAGGUAGCAAAGGUAUUAUUUCCUCAAAAUCGUCAUCUGCUCCUUCGGGCCUGCUUGGUGUACUAGACGAAAGAGCCAGAGAGCAAGAUGCCCACGCUGUUUUGCUGGAGGAGCUGUCCUCAACGGCGCAAAUGACGGCACGCAUUCCCGGGUUGCGACAGUCUGACACCCAGUUUCAGAAACUGACCGCUGCGCAAAUUACCAGCGGGAUUCGGAAACAGCUCGAUCGUGUGUGGAACAUCGACAAAAAGGCUAAAGGGAACUGCGGCGCAGGCUCACCACAACGUAAUGGGAAAAUCGCUCUUCAGCUCGUGUUCGACUACGUCAGCGUCAGGUACUCGCGGGAAGACGCCAUAUCCGCCAUCUUCGGGGCGCUGCUGCAGGUACUUGCUCAUUGACUUUCAAUGUGAUUAUCAAGUGGCGAUGUAUUCUGCAACGUACGUCUGAUGUUCCUUUUGGCACAGAGUACGAAUACUGCGUGUGUCUACCGUGUGAGCCUGAUCGUUAUCGUAUCAUUUGGCGCAUAAACUUAAGCACAUGCACAGCAACGAAAAGGAAAUGAGUCGCGACGCGAUUUUCUUUUAUUUUUUUACUUUGCAACCAUUUUUCCAAACCAAAUUUCCAGGCGAACAACGAGUACGGAAUCGGAAUGCAGACCUGUUCACCUCUGAAGAUGGUCCUCUACUUGCUCGAUGGCCGCGUAGACCUCCCAGAGUUGAACGAGACGUCGUGUUCGCUGUCCGCACGGACAAGUGUCGCGACUCUGUUGGAAAAGCUCACCUUGCUCAAUUUGCAAACCGGUCCCGCGGCGGUCCUUGACUACGGCCAGAAAGCAUUGCGGCAAUUGAAGCCCAAGCGGGAUAGCGACAUUUGCACCAUUUACGAUCAGGUCGUCACCGGAGAAGCGCCAGUCUACGCAAAGAACCGGCUGCGCGGCCUCUUCGCCGAGCGGGUGCUCGGCGCCAACGCGUCAGGCGUCAAGAAAUGCAUGGCUGAAGCAGCAAAAAACUACGACGGUGCCCACGUGCCACCUGCAGGGUACAUGUCGCCAGCGCUCGCCAAGCUGCUGCGCAACGUCUGGGAUAUCGCGAACCUACUCACGAAUGCCUUCUUGAUCGGGGAUCACAUGCAAAAAGCGUUCGCGCCCUUUCGGGUCGCUCAAAUCGCAAAGACGGCACCAACCGGGGGGCCGUCAAACAAGCGAAGCGCGGCCUUAGCUGCGGAAGCAGGCGUCGACGAGCUAUCGCUAUCGAAAUCUGUUUUCCUGCCUCCUGCAGCGGGCAAAACAAAAAAGACUGAUCAAAAAGCAAACGGCACCGGACUGGUCGUCGAUAUUGGAGACAAGCAUAGCAAAGUACCAAUGUCAAACCAGUCGGAAGUGAGCGGAAGUAAGGGUAAGAAUGCCGACCCCCGUCGUGAAUAUCCGCAGCACCGAAGUGAUCUAUGCGACAAGCAGCAGUUAGCAAAAUUCAUGACGGCAGCGAUGCGCGAGUCUACCGAGUGGAGUAAUAAUGAUAAAACAGCAAAACACAAGCUGAAGAAGCUCAACCUGAAAGAUCUACAAAAGAUCUACAGCAAGAUCCCGCAGCGAGAUGCUGACAGAUGCGACGAUCGCUUGCGGCACCAAGGGUAUGAGAAUAUCGCCGACUUCGACUUGACAUGCAAAAUUGAAGUGGCUGAAUAUCUUCUACGCGUCUUUAUUAUCCAUUGAACUGGAGGCUGAGGGAUUCUUCGCUGUUAGCGCUAGGUAAUUAUGCGCCUCCGGGCGAUAGGAUGAAGAUGAACUGUGUGUCCGACGGAUGAAUAAAGAAAAAGGACAAAUCAUCCAUUACCAUUGUCCUCAGGCCCGGCAUCCGCGUCGUCAAUUCCAGCUUUGCAUUGAGGGGUUUUGUUGAAAUUAAUGCGAGUGGUUCCAAAGAUACAAAUCAUGGACUAAUACUACCGACAGAACACAGACUACACCGAGAUCAAAAAAAUUACAACAACGG
Amoebophrya sp. A120 is the source of this 3850-nucleotide messenger RNA. The record is from the annotation of a GenBank genome assembly. NCBI's taxonomy places the organism in Eukaryota, Dinophyceae, Syndiniales, Amoebophryaceae.